CUAUCAAUACAAUACGAUCGAUCAGCUGCCUCUGUGGUUCAAGUCAAGUCACCACCACGAGACUCUUUCUGAGUCGCGAACUCAGCAGCAAUGGCGGCCACUAGAGUGAUAGCCACAGUAGCCUCAACCAACACCAUCACCACCACCACCACCACUGCUUUACUGUUCAGAGGUCCAUUGCGAAGAUCCAACGGCCUAAGUCUCUGCUUCAACACCAAUAACAACAGCAGAUUGGUUCCUAAGAGGAGGUCCUUCACUUGCACUGCUCUUUACAAGCCUGAGAUUCACAUCAAGGAAGAAGGCCAACCUCAAACCCUAGACUUCCGAGUCUUCUUCCUCGACAAUUCCGGCAAAAAGGUUUCUCCCUGGCAUGAUAUACCAUUACGCUUGGAUGAUGGUUUUUUCAAUUUUAUUGUUGAAAUACCCAAAGAAACAAGUGCAAAGAUGGAGGUUGCUACUGAUGAGCAAUUCACUCCAAUAAAGCAGGAUACCAAGAAUGGAAAACUUCGAUUCUAUCCACAUAAUAUUAAUUGGAAUUAUGGAUUGCUUCCACAAACGUGGGAAGACCGGUCAUUGGCAAACUCUGAUGUUGGGGGUGCACUUGGAGAUAAUGAUCCAGUUGAUGUGGUUGAGAUUGGUGACAGUCAAGGAAAGAUAGGCCAGAUUAUGAAGGUCAAACCCUUAGCUGCUUUGGCAAUGAUUGAUGAAGGGGAACUUGACUGGAAAAUAGUUGCGAUUUCAUUGGAUGAUCCAAGAGCUUCAGUUGUUAACGAUGUUGAUGAUGUUGAGAAGCAUUUCCCGUUGAAUAAAAAGGUUGCCAGAAAGGAGCCAACCACAAUUUGUUAUGAUGAGAGCAUGUUAGGGCACUCUUACUGCAAUCAGGGACUGGUUCAGAGACUACAAGAUCCCUGAUGGAAAACCUGCUAACAAGUUUGGUCUUGGCAACAAAGCAGCAAACAAGG
This is a messenger RNA of Camellia sinensis, 962 nucleotides long. The record is from RefSeq and is a predicted model, not a curated record. Lineage: Eukaryota; Viridiplantae; Streptophyta; Magnoliopsida; Ericales; Theaceae.